AUGGCGUCAACUCCCUCUACUAGCGUGUUUACACGCUUUCAGCAGAGCCUCUCCUCUGUGGCUGGCCUGCCUGCGGGCGUCCGCACCCUUAUAGGUAUGCUGCUAGUGGUAUCUUGUGUAUUGGCCGUGCUUCGUGCAAUGAUUUCGACCAAACGAACAGGUGCUGCAGGUUUCCCAUUUUUCGUGCUUGUUCCUGGUGCUAGUUGGGCUUUCCCAUGGGUGAUUCUCGUUGCUGGGUUCUGCGCCACCACUUGGAUUGAAGGCGUGUACUAUGUGCUGGUUUUAGGCCUGCUAGCGCCGUCGUUGGAAAUGCAAUGGGGUCACAUUGAACUUCUUCAGUUCUCUGCGGUGGUCAUUGCGGGUACCAAUAUUCUCUCAUGGAUCCUAGCGCUGCUUGUCGGCCUCGUUACACGCAGUGAGCAAAUGCUGUUCCAUACACAUUUUGAUGGUAUGCAUGGUCUCAUUACAGGAUUCCUAGUAGCCUAUGCGCAGAUUAUGCCAGAAGUACGCGUGCCAUACAUUCCCAAGCUCACAGCACGAGACGUACCGAUGCUUGCAGUCGGCUUGUCGAACAUUCCGUGCAUCCUGGGCUACAUGGCCCCCUUUAUUCAAUACCAAAUCGCAUGGCUCGUAUCCUGGGUUUACCUGCGAUUCUACCAAGUCGGUCAAGCUGGCCAACGUGGUGAUGCCAGUGAUGCGUUCGCCUUUGUAACCUGGUUCCCGCCCUUUAUUCAUCCUGUUCUGGGGCCAGUAUCUCAAUUUGUGUAUAAGAUGGCAUCUUCAUGGCAUCUGGUUCCUUUGCAAACGGGCUACAUGGAUCUUGAGCUCAGCGUGCAAGAGCCUCAUGCCGGUGGUGCACGGGAAGAAGCAGAGCGACGGCGUACUAUGGCCUUGGCUGCUCUAGAUGCGCGCUUGGCAGACUCAGCGUCCUCAAAAGCACCACCUACUGCCACAUCAUCUCAAGACGAGGCGUGA
Molecule: messenger RNA, 975 nt
Organism: Malassezia pachydermatis
Lineage: Eukaryota; Fungi; Basidiomycota; Malasseziomycetes; Malasseziales; Malasseziaceae
Exons: 2
Coding region: 1-975 (324 amino acids)
Biological process (GO): retrograde vesicle-mediated transport, Golgi to endoplasmic reticulum
Cellular component (GO): membrane; Golgi apparatus
Source: RefSeq, a predicted model, not a curated record